Molecule: messenger RNA, 1259 nt
Organism: Theobroma cacao (cacao)
Lineage: Eukaryota; Viridiplantae; Streptophyta; Magnoliopsida; Malvales; Malvaceae
Source: RefSeq, a predicted model, not a curated record
UUUAGGACGUUUAGUUCAUGCCCACGUGAUUAAAUUCAGAUUUAGGUAUGACCCUUUUGUUCUUAGCGCGUUAGUUGAGUUUUAUGCAUCAAUUCAUGAUAUGGUUUGGCCUCGUUUUUGUUUGAUAUAAGUCCUGAGAGAGAUGCGGUUAUGUGGACGGUGAUGAUUGAUGGGUAUGAAAAGAUGGUGGAUAUUGGGGAUUCAAGAGCCUUUUUUUUUAAAAGAAAUGCCGGAGAGAAUGCAAUAAUGGGAGCUCUUUCUCAGUGUUCUCACUGCUUGUCCUCGUCUUGGUGCUGUGAUGCAAGGCCAUUGGAUUCACUACCUGGAAGGGUGCACAAUCUUGGUCACCAUGAUUUCAAGGGUUUGCAAUUUGUGGAGAUGUAAGGAAAUCACUUGAACUAUUUGAUCAAAUGGUUAUAAGUGGUAUUCAACCUACAAUCACUUGAACAAUUUGAUCAAAGGGUUAUAAGUGGUAUUCAACCUACAGAGACAACAUUUGUUGUUUUCCUAUCUGGUUAUAUGCAUGUGAAGAUGGGUAAGGCGGGGGCUACAAUGGUUUGAACAAAUGAGUAGUGUCUAUGGGGUUGAACCUCAGCUUGAGCAGACUGCGUGUAUUGUUGACCUAUUGGACAGAGCAGGUAUGGUAGAGGAAGCUGAGAAUUUUAUAGAGGAGAAGAUGGGAGGGUUGGGAGGUGGAGAUGCUAACAUUUGGGGAGCUCUACUAGGUUGUUGUAGAACCAAUGUCAAUGUGGAAAUUGGAAAUAGAGUCUGGAAGAAGCUUGCAGAAAUGGGAAUAUCUGAUUGUGGUGUUCAUAUUGUUUCGUAUAACAUGUUUAGAGAGGCUGGUUUGGAUAUGGAGGCAAAGCGAGUGAGAAAAUUGAUUUCAGAAGCUGGAAUGAAGAAGAAGCUUGGUUGCAGCAUGAUAGAAGUUGAUGGCUUGGUUAAAAAGUUCCUUGCAGGUGAUCUUUCUCAUCCAUAUGCACUGGGAGGAGUAUACAGGACACUUGAGCUUCUUCUUAAAAUAAUGGAUUUUGGAGGAAAUUUAAUGUGGAAUGCCGAUUUAUUUGGUGAACUACUAAAUUUCUUAUUUCUUGAAUGCUAUAGGCUCUCCCUUCGAUUCAUCUAUGCAUGUUUUUAGAAAAUCACAACAUUUUCUUAAACAAAAUAAUUUAUUUUGAUAUGGAUUUGGAUGUAAAUUCUUCAGAUUUUGACACAUUUGAACAGAUACUAGAAAAUCUCCUGGCAAACAUGUGUAAUCG